Molecule: messenger RNA, 1872 nt
Organism: Saccostrea cuccullata (small rock oyster)
Lineage: Eukaryota; Metazoa; Mollusca; Bivalvia; Ostreida; Ostreidae
Product: uveal autoantigen with coiled-coil domains and ankyrin repeats-like
Exons: 2
Coding region: 68-1642 (524 amino acids)
Source: RefSeq, a predicted model, not a curated record
UAGAAACUCUGCACAGCAAUUUAAUCCAGAGGUGCAAAUUAAUAGAUUUAUAUGACAAUCUGAAGCUAUGAAUAAGACUUCGGGUAAGGAAACCUCCACAGUGAAUAUCACAUACAAACCAUCAGCAAAAGAACCUGCUGUUCCCAAUAACACAAACAAAACAGCUGGAAAAGAAUUCACAGGGGUAUCAACUAAGCGGCCUAAUCAGAAACAACGAAAUCGCCAAAAAGUUACGAAAAUAAUUUCUCCAAAGAAAGUGUACGCAGAAUGCUCCACACAAACCGAGGAGGAAUGCUCAACAGACGUUAAUCAGCUGACAAAAGCGGCUCACAUUAUCUACUCCUUCUGUCAUACAAAUGCAGGUGAACUUUUGCCCAUUGAAAAAGUCUUAGAUGAGUCCUCAAAGAUUCUGCAGGCCCUCGCUCAACUUAGCAAGUCUUUUGACUUCUCGGACAUCCCAGAAUCCAUUCCUUUCACCAAGAAGUUGCGAGAAGAGGUAAAAUCUAUUGAAAAGUGUCACAACCGCUGCAGGGAGCUUGUUUCUUCAGAAGAACUACAGUCCUUCUUGCCAAAAACAAAACUCAAAGGCCUUGGUACACUUGUCCACUGUAAGAUGCUAUUAGAAGAGUUUAAGCUCAGAGAAAGAAAGUUUAGACAAGCUGUGAUAAGUAUUAUAGAAUCUGAAAAUCUGGGACUCAAAAGAGCUGAAAACAUCUUGUCAAAGAUGGACCACAAAGAGCAAAUUCACGACUUGGUGGAUAGUGUUGCAGAAAACCAGAGAAUUUCCAGCAACAAAGAUAAGGAUGAACUGCAUGACCAAUACCGAGAGAUAAGCAUCAAGCAGAAAAACCAAAUCCAGAAACUGGAGAUGAAGUUAGAAAAAUACGAGGAAGACAAAGAAAAGAUAAGGGAUGAGUGCAGAAGACAGGUGAUAGAAAUAGAAAAAGGUCUUAUAUUGUGUAAUCAACAAUGGGAGCGAAAACUGCAGGAACAAUCAAACAAACUGGAACUGUAUGAUUCAGAAAAAACAAAGUUACUAAGAUUACUAGAAGAAGAAAAGCAGAAGAUAGCCCACAGAGAUAUUGAAACCAGAAAGCUUAACAAACUGUAUCACGAAACAAAAGACAAAUUAAAAGAAACGGAAAAAUUAAACUACAACAUGUCAAAGGCCAGGCGAAAGUCCCAUAAAAAUUUAGUUGAUAAAGCAUGCAGCGCUAACCUGAAAGCAGAAUAUACUAGUACCCACUGCCAAACAGAAAAUUCCAUUUCAGUGCCCAAAUCAAACACUUCUGGUUUUAGUUCUAACACAGCUUUGUCUUCAGCUGAUCAACAGAAAAUGAGCUCUCACAAUAAACAUCAAAAUCACUUCCACGGCCCAAUAAAUAAUGUCCAUCUCUAUCAAAUCUUUCCUGAGAGAAGUUCUAAUUCCUCAAUACCUCACAAAGAAUCUGUACAAAGUGGAAAGAGCAGGUCUAGCUCUCGCCUGCAUAUCUCUACAGGAACACGGAGGCAAUCGUUGACCAAUCAAAAUCAAGAACAAAGCGUGACUUUUGAACACCAUGAAGAGACUGAAUUUGUUUAUCGCUCAGAAUCAACCAUGUCUUUUGCAAAUUCUGAUUCUCUACACGGAGACGAUUAUUAAUGACAAACUUAAAAUCAAAUAAUAAGAGUUAUCUCCCUUUCUUCCUUCCAUGUCUUGAAAUCUGUGCAAGCUAGCAGAAAGCAUGAACAGGUGUGAAUUUUAGUGAAAUAAUAAUUUUCUUUGACUGACCUUUGAUGUAGAAGUCAAUCCUAUUGUAAAGAUGAAAUGAUACAUUGAAAUCAAUUAAAUAUAAAUGCUUAAACAACAAGCAUAAAUAAUCAUUUAUAUGU